GUGUUGUGUUUACGUCUGUUUGGUUUGUUUGCAAUAAAAUAAGCUUAUACUGUGUGUAUAUAUACAUUCAAAUAUACAACGUCAAGUCUCUGUUUUUACCAGAUUUAGAAGAAAUACGGAAUUUUUUGAUUCGUUUUUGUGAUAAACUGACAAAGCAGUAUGUCCGAACGAAAAGUUCUAAACAAAUACUACCCUCCUGAUUAUGAUCCUUCUAAAAUACCCAAGCUUAAGCGAGCCAAAGACAGACAAUAUGUUAUCCGUGUUAUGGCCCCAUUUCAUAUGAGAUGCAAAACCUGUGGCAAUUACAUCUACAAAGGAACGAAAUUUAACGCUAGAAUGGAAACUGUCCAGACUGAAGAUUAUCUUGGUCUAAGGAUCUACAGAUUCUAUAUCAAAUGCACAAAAUGCGUGGCGGAAAUUACAUUCAAGACUGACCCUGAGAAUAUGGAUUAUGCAAUCGAACAUGGGGCUACGAGGAAUUUUGAGGCAGAAAAGUUGUUGGAACAAGAAGAGAAACGACUACAGGAGAAAAAAGAUGCAGAUGAAGCUAAUCCAAUGAAGAUGUUGGAGAUCAGAACUCGGGAUUCGAAGCGGGAGAUGGAAAUGAUGGAGAGUUUGGAGGAGUUACGGGAGUUGAAUGAACGUGUGGCUGGUCUUGAUUAUGAUGGGUUGCUACGGAAACGCCAGGAGUCAGAAGAAGAGAGAAUUGCGAGGUUGAAGCAAGAGGAGGAUGAAGAAGUAAGGAAAAUUUUUGAUAACCAUAUGAUCCGGAGAUUACAGGAUGAUGACAGUGAUGAAGAAGAUAAGAAGACUCCGGACACAAAGAAACGACCAAUAGAGGCAUCCAGCAUCCUAACUGAUAGCGGUGAGGCGUCCACAAGCAAAAUGCAGAAACUUGAUGUGAAAUCAAAAAAGAAAACUGCGGCAUUGCUGGGAAUAGUGAGAAAAACGACCAAAGCUUCAAACAAUGAACCAAGUACUUCCCAAAACACUCAUAAAAAACUGGAGCAGCCUGUAAAAGACAAUCCUGAAAAUCUAAAUGGAGUUGGAGCCACUAAGAGUAAAACUACUGAACCUGCAAAACCAGUUGGUUUAUCCUUACUUGGUGGUUAUGGAAGUAACAGUAGUAGCAAUGAAACAGAUUCGGACUAAAUUCUGUAGCCUCAUUUUAACAUUAGGUUUUUAAAACAAAAUGAAUACUCUAACCUGUUUAAGGGGUGCGUGGUGCAGUAAUCAAAAAAUUAAAACAUUUUUUUCUGCAUAAAUCAAUACCCAUUUUAAUAUAGAGUUUUUAUAACAUAGUGAAUACCACCUGUUCAAAAGGUGCAGUAGUCAAAAACUUAAAACAUUUUUUUAAUGUGCAUAAAUCAAUAAAAUGCAAUACAAAGCAUUUAAACUAGCAGAUUCAUAAAUACCAUCGCU
This is a messenger RNA of Ciona intestinalis (vase tunicate), 1422 nucleotides long. RefSeq names its product splicing factor YJU2. NCBI's taxonomy places the organism in Eukaryota, Metazoa, Chordata, Ascidiacea, Phlebobranchia, Cionidae. Gene Ontology annotation, biological process: mRNA splicing, via spliceosome. Gene Ontology annotation, cellular component: U2-type catalytic step 1 spliceosome. The record is from RefSeq and is a predicted model, not a curated record.